Messenger RNA from Bombyx mandarina (wild silkworm), 2449 nucleotides. It is a transcript of the gene Suv3, whose product is annotated as Suv3 RNA helicase. Gene Ontology annotation, biological process: mitochondrial RNA 3'-end processing. The record is from RefSeq and is a predicted model, not a curated record. NCBI's taxonomy places the organism in Eukaryota, Metazoa, Arthropoda, Insecta, Lepidoptera, Bombycidae. Gene Ontology annotation, cellular component: mitochondrial degradosome. Gene Ontology annotation, molecular function: RNA helicase activity; hydrolase activity, acting on acid anhydrides; ATP binding.
UCGGAAUGUGACAAAAACGACAUAAAUUCUUAGUCAAUUUACUUUUAUUUAUUUCAAAAUGUAUAAAGGGUUUUCCAGAAUAUUAGCCCUUCAUAAUGUAGAAAAAUUACAACUUAAUGUAUCAAAUCUCAGAUGUAAUAUCUUGUGCGCCCGUAAACUCAAACCCGCCGGUAUAGGUUAUAUUUUGGUAAGAACUAAAAAACAUGAUCGGAAUCCUUCUGCUUUAUUUGUGCCAGUGCCAGUGAAACCAAACUCCGAUGACAUAAACAUUGGGGAAGAAUUUACAGGACGUCUAAAAAAACAAGACCUGUUAAAAAUUCUUAACAAAUUUUACCAAAAACCUGAAAUCAGAGUGCUUGCUUCAGAAAAUGGAUUGGAUGAUCAAUUGUUACAUCAAGCUUUCCUUUCAUUCAGACGGCAUUGUUUAGAACAUGAUUUACCACCAGACUUACAUAUUACGAUCAGUGAUAUACUUCAAGGUGCAGGACAUGUUGAUGAUUUGUUUCCAUACUUCUUGAGGCAUGCAAGACGAGCAUUUCCGCACCUUGACUGUUUGGAAGACUUGAAAAAGAUAUCAGAUUUGAGAACACCAGCAAACUGGUAUCCUGAAGCUCGAAGUAUGGAUCGCAAAAUUAUAUUUCAUGCAGGUCCCACAAAUUCAGGAAAAACUUAUCAUGCAAUGGAGAGAUUCCUAAAAUCGAAAUCUGGUGUGUACUGUGGUCCCUUAAAGUUACUAGCGACUGAGAUAUAUCAUAAAUCAAAUAAAAGUGGCACACCCUGUGAUCUGGUAACAGGAGAAGAAAGAAGGCACGCUUCAUUAUACAACACCUUAAUAAAUGGUACAGAUGAUAAUGACAUAGAGACAUCAGAUGUCGAACCUUAUUUGUUAGAAGAAACCGAAUUAACACCGUCUGGUCAUGUUGCAUGUACAGUUGAAAUGACUUCUCUAAAUAAUAAGUAUGAAGUGGCAAUCAUAGAUGAAAUACAAAUGAUAGGAGAUAGAGGAAGAGGGUGGGCAUGGACUCGAGCUAUAUUAGGUUUACAAGCAGAUGAAAUACAUUUAUGUGGGGAGGCAGGUGCAAUAAAUCUCAUUGAAGAAAUUUGUAACACAACCGGUGAAGAAAUGGAGGUUCGUUCGUACAAAAGAUUAACACAGCUAAAAGUCGAAGAUACCGCUUUAGGAUCAUUAGACAAUGUUCAGCCCGGAGACUGUAUUGUGUGUUUCAAUAAAAACGACAUUUACAGUGUAAGUCGAGCCAUUGAACAGAGAGGACAUGAGGUAGCAGUUAUCUAUGGCAGUUUACCACCAGGUACUAAAUUAGCUCAGGCCAACAAGUUCAAUGACCCGGAGAGUUCGUGUAAAGUUAUGGUUGCGACAGACGCCAUUGGACUCGGUAUAAAUUUGAGCAUCCGGCGGAUAAUCUUUUACUCAUUAAUCAAACCGGUAAUUAAUGAAGACGGUGAGAAAGAGAUGGACGUUAUCAGUAUAUCACAAGCGUUGCAGAUUGCAGGUCGGGCCGGUCGCUAUGGCAGCGCGUGGGAGACCGGCCACGUGACCUCCUACCGGCCCGAAGACCUCGCGACGCUGAAGAUGCUGCUGUCCCAGCCGCCCGAGCCGGUCACGCAGGCCGGCCUGCACCCCACCUCCGAGCAGAUGGAGCUGUACGCCUACCAUCUGCCCCACGCCACUCUCAGCAGUCUGAUGGACAUAUUCGUUCACUUGUGCACGGUCGACGAUUCGCUCUACUUCAUGUGCAACACGGAGGGGUUCAAGUUCUUAGCGGAGAUGAUACAGCACGUUCCGUUGCCGCUGCGGGCGCGCUACGUGUUCUGUUGCGCGCCCAUCAAUAACAAGCUACCGUUCGUUUGUGCCACCUUCCUGAAAAUGGUGAGGCAGUACAGUCGCAACGAGCCCAUCACCCGGAACUGGCUGAGCGGCACGGUGGAGUGGCCGCUGCCCUCUCCUAGGACAAUACUCGACCUCGUGCACUUGGAAUCUGUCUUUGACGUCCUAGAGCUUUACUUGUGGUUAAGCUAUCGAUUUCCGGACAUGUUUCCGGACGUGAAAUUAGUUCGUGACAUGGAGACUGAAUUAGACGCUAUCAUUCAACAAGGAAUUUUCCAAAUAACUAGGUUACUAAGAAAUUCUGAACAGAUGAUCCGCGAUGAGGACAGCGGCUUUGCGAUCGGCCACGGCAGCAAGAGGGUCAAUAAGAUGCUGGCCGGACAAUCAAUGGGCGAGGAGAAGGGAAAAUUGUCGGAAUUACUAGUUGCCAGGGGACUCAUAACGCCGCAGAUGUUGAAGAAACUUCAGCAAGAACUCUCCACCGACAAGAAGAUAGACAGAACGAAAAAGAAUAGGAACAGAAGGAAAUAAAUUGUGGCAUAGCGUUGUAAAUAAUUUUAAUUAUGUUGUUGAAUGAAUGUGCGAUUAAAACGUUUUACGAAA